Aureobasidium uvarum is the source of this 963-nucleotide messenger RNA. The record is from the annotation of a GenBank genome assembly. Lineage: Eukaryota; Fungi; Ascomycota; Dothideomycetes; Dothideales; Saccotheciaceae.
AUGACACUAGUCGCCUACUCGGAUUCCGAAGAGGACGACGAGCCCGUGGCCAAGCGACCCAAGAAAGAGGCAGACCACAAAGACGACCUCCCACCGCUGCCAGCGUCUNUUUUGAAUCUCUAUUCGUCCAGCGUCCGCGUCAGCAACACCGACGAUCCGUCUUUGCACCACGGCCGCAAACGCGUCGUCAAGCACGUCGAGNGGAAUUGGCCCACCCAUGUCUAUCUUGAAUGUACGUUGCAGUUUUGUAGUGAUUGGGUAGAGCUCAACCAGACUUACACAGCCUCCCUUGCAGGGCUCCCGUCACCUGCUGAACAUGACACACUGAAUAGACUGCUCAAAGCCUUGCCAGAAUCCUCAAAUGUGCAUUCUCUACUGCAAACACCACUCCAAGUGCCUUUGCCUCUACACAUCUCCCUCAGUGCACCUCUAGUAUUGCGCACUGAAACCAAAGACGCUUUUCUGAAUACCAUAACCGAAGGCAUAACUCCGAUAAUCCAGUCACUGCGACAUCCGAUCGCAGUACGGCCAGCUUCGCUCUCAUGGCACGGCAACGACGAUAGCAGUCGCUACUUCUUGGUGCUUCGCGUCCAAGAUGCCCAGCAAUCCCAAGAACCCAGCUCUCUAACCUCACUAAACCAACUCCUUCAAGCCAGCAACAAGGCCGCCCACCAAUACAACCAACCCCAACUCUACACAAAGCUCAAGCGCCAAGCGGGAAGCCAUGACUUUUCACCCUACUUCCACAUCAGCAUUGGCUGGUCUUUACCAUCGCCAGACCGUAAUUUGGAAGACGACAACCUAAAGUUGCAACCAGUUGUAGACUCCAUACUCAAGGAGCUAUGUGAGAAGAUGGUUGUGUCUUUUGCUGCAGUCAAGAUCCGCAUAGGUCAGACUGUUACAGCUUUGCCGAUCGGAAGUACACAACCGCACUCUAGAAAAAGAGGUGGUGUGUUCGGUUAA